Perkinsus marinus ATCC 50983 is the source of this 1429-nucleotide messenger RNA. RefSeq names its product merozoite surface protein 3b, putative. The transcript has a single exon. Lineage: Eukaryota; Perkinsozoa; Perkinsida; Perkinsidae. Bases 35 to 1429 code for a protein of 464 amino acids. The record is from RefSeq and is a predicted model, not a curated record.
CUUACGUUUGUUCCCGGUUUACUUCGCAUUUUCUAUGGGUAAUUCUUGCUCUUCCUGUUUCGGAUCACCAAAGGCUCCGACCCCACCCCCAGUUAGCAGUAGUAAACCCGUAAUAGGGCCUAAGUCCCCUGGGCCUACUGCUACUGUGGCUGACACCCUCAAGGUGGCUUCUCCUUCUAAGAAGCCCGUGGAGAGUGUAUCGGAGGUCACUGCCACCAGCGUCGCUGCGGUAUUGCCGUCCAGGAAGAGGGAGGCUGAGAGCAGCCCCGUUCCGACCCCAGCUACCUCUGCUGCAUCUACCCCUGGGCCAAAGCCGACAUCGGUCGAGAAGCGUCAGGAGCAGGUGGUUAUGGACACUGUAGUUACUCAAGUGCCCAAGGCUGCUGUACAAUCAGCUUUUGUCACGUCCCAUACUGGAGGGAAGGUCGAUGAGUCCCCCGUGGCCAUUACACAGGCCGAGGGAGCCCCUGUGACCACUACGAAGGUCGAGGAAGUUCCCAUGGCCACUACGAAGGUCGAGGAGGUUCCCGUGGCCACCGCAAAGGCCGAGGGAGCCCCUGUGGUCACCGCAAAGGCUGAUGAGCCCCCUGUGGUCACCGCAAAGGUCGAGGAGGCCCCUGUGGCCGCUACGAAGGUCGAGGAGGCCCCGGUGGCCGCCACGAAGGUCGAGGAGGCCCCUGUGACCACUACGAAGGUCGAGGAGGCCCCGGUGGCCGCUACGAAGGUCGAGGAGGCCCCGGUGGCCGCUACGAAGGUCGAGGAGGCCCCGGUGGCCGAUACGAAGGUCGAGGAGGCCCCGGUGGCCGAUACGAAGGUCGAGGAGGCCCCGGUGGCCGAUACGAAGGUCGAGGAGGCCCCGGUGGUCGCUACGAAGGCCGAGGAGGCCCCGGUGGUCGCUACGAAGGCCGAGGAGGCCCCGGUGGCCGCUACGAAGGCCGAGGAGGCUCCGGUGGUCGUUUCUACUGAGAAUGAGGCGUCAGCAACUAUUACCGCGUCGAUGCCCGAGCUUUCUGCGAAGAAGGCCGAGGUUGAGGUGGAAGUUGAGAAGGAUGUGACGGAGAAGCUCUCUGCGCAUGAUGCCGAAUCCAGCCCUGAGACGGUGCCGCCUCACACUAAGGUUGCCUCCUCUAGUGAGCCUGAGCAAACCGAGAGGUUGAUGGAGGCUCUUGUCCAGAACAUACAGAGGAAGCAAGCUGAGCAGCAGAUACGACAACUACUCUACAGUCAAGUCCAGCAGCAGGCCGCUACCCAAGCUAAGGAGGAGAAGUCAUCUGGGAAGAAACAUCAUCAUAAUAAGGCUGGAGGGGAGUCGGAGGGCAGCCCUGAGAGGUCAGCUACUGUUGGUCAGUCUUCCAGGAAGGGCAAGCAGAGCCAGAAGGAACGUAGGGCCAAGCAGAAGGCGGCUAAGGCGGCCAGGAGAGUCCUAUGA